ACGUAAUUAAUGAGGGUUCAUGAUUUUAGUAACCAGUUUAUUUUUGUUGCAGUUGUGUUUGUUUUACCUUACGUGUUAAACUACACAGCACUGCAACAAAGAUUAAAACAAACAGUGAAGUUUUAACUUCGUUCCAUGCAGCUUUGAGACUCUGCAACGCAAUGAAGACUUGUAAGAUAUUGGUGGCCGUUUUGUUGUUCGUUGUUGUUUAUUUUGUUUCAACACUGCCUGUUGAAGACGAGCUUGUUGCUAUCAGAACUAAAAGGCACUACGAACACAAAGACGAAAAGUCGCAUUCGGAAGAGUGUAAACACGAGAAAUGUAGUGAUAAAAUGAGUAAACAUGAACGCAAAAAAUGGGAAAAGUAUUACAAAAAGUUAAAAAAGGAACAUGGAAGCAGUGAUCCUGAGUUUUGGAAAAUGGAAAAGGAUGACAAGAAAAAGCAUUAUCCGCCACAUUUAAAGAAAAAGAUUGAAAAAGGAGAAAAAAUCAAGCAGGCGGAAGAAGAUCAAUUUGAAAAUGAAUUUGGUCGAUAUUACCAGCGAAAUACCACAUCUAUAAUUGAUGUCAUAAGUUCAAUUAACACUGGAAACGAUAUAACAGAAGUUGAAGAAGGAGACUUGGUUGUUACUAUACCUCACUUUGACUAUCGUGAUAAAGCAUUUCAACAAACUGCCAGGGAGCUUGAAUGUGAUGAUGAUCAUGGAAAAAAACCAAAGGGAAAGAAGAAACCAAAGGGAAAGAAACACCACUGUCAUAAAAAAAAGAGCAAGGACAAAAAGUAUCACCAUCACAAAUAUAAACGAAUGUGGGAAGAACGUAAGCGAGAUGCUCGUCGAGACCGAGUUUACCUGUGGCUUAACAGAGUGGUACCAUACACUAUCGAUUCAGCUCUUAGUGAAUCAGCAGAUACAAUCAAGUAUGCUUUACAACAGAUUGAAGAGAAAACAUGCAUCAGAUUUAAAGAAUACCAAGAUGAACCCAACUGGGUUGUUUUUGUUAAGAAGUCUGGUUGUUGGUCAAGUGUGGGAAGAAAGUUUUGGUCAACAGGUCCUCAAGAAAUCUCAUUGGGAAGUAACUGCAUGUACACUGGUAUUAUUAUUCACGAAGUGUUGCAUGCUCUUGGUUUUUGGCACGAGCAAUCAAGACCAGAUCGAGGAGAAUAUGUUGAGAUCUUUUGGGAGAACAUCCAACCAAGUGAGCAACAUAAUUUUAACAAAUACGGAAAGAAUGUUGCUGAUGUACUCACUGCUCCGUAUGACUUUGAUUCUAUAAUGCAUUAUGGGAAAAACUCGUUUGCAAUAAAUGCUAAGAAGCCGACAAUUCAAAGUUUGAUAGACCCUGCCACACCAUUAGGGCAAAGAGACGGAUUGUCAGCAACAGACAUUUUUCAAAUCAAUCUUUUGUAUGACUGUGCGAACACAGGUACUGGCUGGAGCAACUGGUCUCAAUUUGGUCCAUGUGACACAUCGUGCAGCAAAGAAAGGACAAGAUUCUGCAUGGAUCCAAAGGACAGGAUGGGAUGUCAAAACCCUCUUUCAACUGAACUGUUGUAUUGGGGUGUGGAUGUUGAAAAAGCUGUUUGUCCAGACGCAGAGUGUUAUGCUCCAAUCGAUGGCCAUUGGAAUAAAUGGGGAGCUUGGGGAGACUGCAGUGUGACAUGUGGCGAUGGAAUUCAAACCAGAUCUCGGGAAUGUACUGACCCUGCCCCCGUACAUGGCGGUAAGGCUUGCGUUGGCUCGAAUGUACAGACGCAUGCCUGCAAGAGACAAAGCUGUGACGCUGGACCAUACGAUUGUGGAUUUGAUAUCGAUUCGACACCGUUAUGUACGUGGAGUAUGGAUUCAACGUCCGAUUUUAACUGGCAACGUAACUCGGGAUUCACUCCAUCUUCGGGUACUGGACCGGAUUCUGACAAUACUACUGGAACAGGUUAUUAUAUGUAUAUUGAGAGUUCGUCGCCAUGUCAAGCAGGAUGGAAAGCGCGUCUAGUUAGUGAAAGUAUGAAAGCUGGUAGUAGAUGUCUCAGGUUUGCGUAUAACAUGUAUGGUCUAUCAACAGGCAAUUUAAACGUAUACGUUAAAGAUGUCUCAACACAUGCGCUAACUCCCGUAUUCACAAAAUCUGGUGACCAGCUAAAACUAUGGCACGAUGCAGAAAUUGAUGUAGCGUCAGCUAAUGACUAUCAGAUUGUUAUAGAAGGUGUUCGUGGGAACAGUUUCCAAGGUGAUUCAGCAAUUGAUGACAUCACAGUAAAAGAUGGCGCAUGUAAUGAACCUGUCACUACUCCACCUCCUCCUGAACCCACUGUGGAAAAAGUUGGGUGUUACUAUAGCAAAGGUUACAUUGACGGUAAACGAACAUUCCCUGUUGUGAAGAACUUACGGAGUCACAUUGUUUGGACUGAUUGGGAAAGAACUUUAAAGGAACUAAUUCUUCUUUGUUCGGCUUUUGCACGCGAAAAUAACUACGAGUAUUUUUCCAUUGAAUAUUAUGGCGAAUGUUGGACUGGUGCUACGUCCGAGGUAAACUAUGCCAGAGAUGGAGAAACAACAGACUGUUGGCCAGGAACUGCGGACAAUGUUGGACCAGCGCUAGUUGGACAGGAAUUCUCCGGAAUGGUUUAUAAAUGGGUUUAGAAUGCUGUAAAGCUUCAGAGUAAAGAGGGAUUGCCAACGAAAGAAAACUGUAAAUUCUACUAUUAUAAAAUAUAGCAGACAACAAACGCC
Molecule: messenger RNA, 2729 nt
Organism: Hydractinia symbiolongicarpus
Lineage: Eukaryota; Metazoa; Cnidaria; Hydrozoa; Anthoathecata; Hydractiniidae
Exons: 22
Coding region: 162-2639 (825 amino acids)
Biological process (GO): proteolysis
Cellular component (GO): membrane
Molecular function (GO): metalloendopeptidase activity; zinc ion binding
Source: RefSeq, a predicted model, not a curated record